Ziziphus jujuba (common jujube) is the source of this 634-nucleotide messenger RNA. RefSeq lists its product as uncharacterized. Gene Ontology annotation, biological process: regulation of DNA-templated transcription. Gene Ontology annotation, cellular component: nucleus. Lineage: Eukaryota; Viridiplantae; Streptophyta; Magnoliopsida; Rosales; Rhamnaceae. The record is from RefSeq and is a predicted model, not a curated record. Bases 138 to 488 code for a protein of 116 amino acids. The transcript is spliced from 5 exons. Gene Ontology annotation, molecular function: transcription coactivator activity.
AGACUGAAAUAUCAGAGACAGCCAAGCAUAGCUGUUGAACUUCACGAGUAGGCCCAAAUACCCACCAAAGAAAAGGAAAUAAAGUACCAUUACCAACAACAAAAAAAGCAAAGCAAAGCGAUACAAAGAAGAAGAUCAUGAUGCGGUACAAAGAGGAGAAAGAAGCAAAGAAGGAGGCUUUCAGGAAGUAUUUAGAGUCCAGUGGAGUUCUUGAUGUUCUCACAAAAGUUCUGGUUGCUUUAUAUGAGCAGAAUGAUAAGCCUUCCUCUGCCCUCGAGUUCAUUCAACAAAAAUUAGGUGGUCCAUCUGCAUCCGAAUAUGAAAAGCUACAAGCUGAAAUGUCAGAUUUGCAAAUAAAGUAUAAUCAACUUUUAGCAGCACACCAAGAAAUAUGCAAAGAGUCAGAGGAAGUAAAGCAUUCACAGGAUGUUGCACCACCAUCAUCAAAGGAGACGGUUGAUGAGGAGGGCACAAAAUAUAGGCUCUGAAAGUGAGAUCAUCGAUUUGAUGCUUUGUUAAGUGAAAUAAAAAACUUCAUUUCUCUUUAAGCGAAGGCUGGAAUUGUUGUACUUAUAAUCCAUAACAGGCUCCAAAACUUCUUGCAGUAAAUGUUAGAUCUUCUUUUUCCCUUCUA